This is a messenger RNA of Paramecium pentaurelia, 646 nucleotides long. The record is from the annotation of a GenBank genome assembly. Lineage: Eukaryota; Ciliophora; Oligohymenophorea; Peniculida; Parameciidae.
AUGAAAAAGAAAUUAAAUAUUCCUCUUAGGAACAUUUAGCCUGACACGUAUCUCUGAAUCUUAAUUAAUAGAGUACCAUUUUCUGAGGGAGAUGGCUUAAAGUAUUGGAAGAGCUUUCGUCAUGCCAUCACAACCAUAAGGUUACUACAAAAUCCAAAAACGAAGAGAUUGAACUCUCCAGUAAUUUAUUUAUUUUAAUCUAAGGAUGAACUAACAAUAAGUGGAUACAAACCAGAUGUUCAAUCAAAACAAAGAUCAGAAAGCAGUCGUAACUUUAAUGAAGCUUUAAAAAAUAUUCAAAUGUAAUAAGUUCUUUUUACAUUCAUUGAAAAAGGAUAUCCACCUAACAGAAUAGAAGAAAUAUUAAAUAAAGAUCCAAAAAAGUAUACAUCUAGUUAAUUUAUCAAGAUAUUUCUAUGAUUAAAAGAGUGAAUACAGUUUAGUUAAUAAAAAAAAUUAGAAAGGCUUAACACCAUUAUAUGUAGCUGCUAAAUAGGGUCAUCUAGAAAUAUGUCAAAUUUUAAUUGAAAAAGGAGCCAACCCAUAAAUAUCUGUAACAAUCAAUGGCAUAGAAGAAACUCCAUUAGAAGUUGCUUAAAGAUGGAGACAUUUAAAAAUUGUUCACUUUUUAUAACAAUAUAAUUGA